UUCUGUCUCUGCUUGACUGAAGCCAUCCUGAUCUUCUCGCCAGACAGCUCCCUCUUCUACUUCUGCUCCCACAAGGUCAAAGUACAACUGCAUUGGACUGCACAGAUGCUAGCACUCGUGGCUGCAACAGUGGGCUUGGCCUUCAUUAUCUCUAGCAAGAAUCGAAGUGAACUCCCACACUUUGUCUCCUGGCACAGCUGUCUAGGUCUUCUGACACUUCUGGCCAUGUGUGGACAGAUCUUAUGUGGACUGUGCCUGCGGUUUCCACGGCAGCUGAAGUUCUUCUCUGUGGCCCAGCUUCAACUGUAUCACCUGAUGUAUGGACUGGUGGUUUACCUGUCAGCCACUUUCACUGUGGUACUGGGCAUUUAUUCUGACUGGUUUCAGGCCCAGGUCAAAGGGGCAGCCUGGUAUUUCUGCCUGGUCCUACCCUUCUGUCCAGCCUUGGUCAUUAUGAAUCAAACUAUUAGAACUCAUGUGCCAAAAAAGAGAGAGUGUAUUUGA
This is a messenger RNA of Gekko japonicus, 504 nucleotides long. Its product is annotated as cytochrome b561 domain-containing protein 1. The transcript has a single exon. The annotation marks the transcript as partial. Lineage: Eukaryota; Metazoa; Chordata; Lepidosauria; Squamata; Gekkonidae. Gene Ontology annotation, molecular function: transmembrane monodehydroascorbate reductase activity. The record is from RefSeq and is a predicted model, not a curated record.